Molecule: messenger RNA, 2360 nt
Organism: [Torrubiella] hemipterigena
Lineage: Eukaryota; Fungi; Ascomycota; Sordariomycetes; Hypocreales; Clavicipitaceae
Source: the annotation of a GenBank genome assembly
UGUAUAUAACGAGUAGCUCCCGAUCGCUCUGCCAGUGAUGCCCUAGCAUACAAUUGAUCCACUUUCAGUCAUCAUGCGGUCGCAAAAGCUCUCUCUGGCUGCGACGGCGCUUGUAAAUCAGGUCCUCGGACAAGCCUGCGCUGCUCCUCAAGGUGUAGGGGCAACCUUUCAGACACUGCAUUACAACAAUCUCGGCCCUGAAAAUAACGGGACGGCAUUUGUUGCUGUUCGCGAUAUCCUCGACCACAGUACAGCAGCUGCAGCCUGCUCCAAGAUUGGCGAAUCCCUGGUGACCAUAUCGGAGCUCUCCACCGCUCAUCGCGACGAACUACAACUUCAAUUGACCUAUUUAGUUGAAACCGACAAUCUUGGUGACGAUGUUGCUUUCUGGGUAAAGGAUGGUGGCAAAUGCUCAGCUUACACUGUCAAGUCCAGCAUUUCAGUAGAAGUUCAAUGCGACAAACGGCUACCCGCGCUGUGUACAUCCACAGUCGCCCCGAGCAGCGACACCAACCGCAAGCAUGAGCCUUCAUCUGAAGUGACAGUACCAUCUGGUGGGCUUAACAUCAAGGGAUACAGAGACAAACGAUCUUUCCGCUUCCUCGCUAUCCCGUACGCAGACCCUCCUGUCGACAAGCUGCGCUUCAUGGCUCCUCGCAACUACAGCGGCAAGGCAGAUAUUGAUGCCACUACGUUACCUGCCUCUUGCAUGCAGGCCGAAUCCCCAUACGGCGAUACUUCGAACGCUUCCGAGGACUGCCUAUAUCUCAACGUCUUCACACCCGUGGUACCCUCUAGCCGGCUUGCCAUUGUCAAGCAGCGCCCUGUCGCUGUCUACUUUUACGGCGGUGCCUUUGUCGAAGGCGCCAUUUCACUUAUCGACUACGACGGCGGUAACUUUGCCAGCCGUAGCGAUGUGGUCGUGGUCACAGUCAACUACCGUCUCGGCGCUCUGGGCUUCCUCGCGACAAACAGCCUUAUUGACGGCAGUAUGGGCAUCAAGGACCAAGUCCAAGCUCUGCGCUGGGUGCAGGACAACAUUGCUUCGUUUGGUGGUGAUCCAUCCAAAGUGACAAUCUUUGGCCAAUCUGCUGGUGGACAAAGCACAGUGGCACUGUUGUCGUCUUCUGCUGCAAAGGGCAUGUUCCGUGGCGCCAUUUCUCAGUCUGCGCCGGUCGAUCUACCUUGGUUCACCCGUGAGGUCUAUACGAAGCUCAUCACGCCUCAGGUUGCUGGCGCUGUCAAGUGUGGCAUUGAAUUGUCUGAAAAGGAUCUCGUCAAGUGCCUACAGUCAGCCCCCGCAGAGUCCUUCAUCAACAGUGCGCCGGGCAUGUCUCUUGCUUUGAACACUAUCAAGACAGCUGUGGCCAACGGAUACUUCCACUCGAGCACAUUUGUCGCUGCCAUUGAACCCUUCUUGCCUAUGGUGGAUGAUAACCACAGCGGCAUCAUUGAUGGCCAAUUCGACGAGCUCAUUCAGGCGGGCAAGCUGCCCUCUGCUGUCCCCGUCAUGUUCUCUACGGUUGCCAAUGAAGGCACUUUAUUCGUCAACCGUGUUCUCAAGGAGAGUAUUGGCAACAGUCAGGCUACAUUGGAUGCCGGACUACCUAUUCUUUUCCCACCAAAACUUGCAGCCAAGAUCCUCGCAUCUGGGGUGUUCCAGGUCGACAAAAACGACCCGGACGGUACUCGCAACAUGGUUGGUGAUCUUGUCACUUACUCAGAAUGGUCUUGCGCCCAAGGAUAUAUCCUCGACCACGCCGUCUCGGUAUUCCCGUCCGCUUACCAGGUUCAGAUUGGCAGCGGUCACCAACAGGCCAAUGCAAGCGAAGUCACCCCGACUUGCUUCCCCAACCACGACUAUAACGCAACGUGCCACACUGCUGAUGUUCUACCAGUCUGGGGCAAUCUCAACAGCAAGUCCAUCUCCGUUUUACCUUACUACAGCAAUGAUGACAUCUUGCACUCUCAAUUUAUGAACGACAUCUGGGGCUCCUUCUUCCACACGCUUGACCCAAAUCCCGAUUCCAAGGCAUUGGAGCGCCGAGGCCCCGCCUAUGCUUACACCAGUCGUGUAUUUGGUGCUGAUGGUUACAAGCUCAAGAAGCACACAAAAAAGGCUCAAAACGUGUCAUUCCUUUCUAUCCCGCCCAAGUAUGUCGAUAACCCUGGUGCUUCCAAGCAAUGUGCCGUCUUUACCGACAACGGGUAUACCUUUCAGCACGCGAGCUUUGGCAUCCUCGGUGGUAUUACUGGCCGAGCACUUCGAAGAUGGUUUUAUUGAGGGACUUGUAUAUCGGAAAAAUUAUAGGCUGUAGAUACUAAUGACUGAAACGCAUUUUUCCAUUACAAUAGACCGC